AAAAAAAAAAGGGGGGGUCUUGGAGUAUAUGUUACUUGGUUCUUGUAUCUUGAUGUUUAAUCUUGGAGCAGUUGGGUGAGCAUCACGUGCUUCUGCUUUGUGCUUGUGCUGUGAAACGAAAGAAGUCGGUGGCGCCGCUGCUCGUCUCAGAAAUCCAGAAUCCCUUGUCGGGGGCGGCCUCUUCUGGCUGCGGUGGUGCGUGGUGCGUGGUGCGCUUGUCGCAGGUCCAAGCGCCAGAUUUACCAGCCCUCGUCAGCUUUGCACUUCCAACCUCCGUUUCCAUCUAUCUUUCACCCCCAUCAGCACCCCAGAAUUCUCAACCUGAUCCAACACUUGCUCUCUUCGCACUCACUCUGAUCAAUCGGCUGCUAUCCACAUCUUGCCGUCCCUGACAUCCCUAUCAUCGGCGUCUCUCCUUUUCCAACUUCGCAUCCUCCGUCUCCGACAUAAGCUUUACCAAAAUGGCCUCAGAAGCACCCUAUGAUCCCUAUAUACCUGCUGGCGGACAAGGUGGCGCACAGCCAGCCAGCAACCAGAGAACAGCUGCCUUGCAAGCGCAAAUCGAUGAUACCGUCGGUGUCAUGCGUGAAAACAUCAACAAGGUGUCACAGAGAGGCGAGCGACUAGACUCGCUGCAAGAUAAAACCGACAACCUUGCCGUCUCUGCACAGGGUUUCCGCAGAGGUGCCAACCGGGUCCGGAAACAGAUGUGGUGGAAGGACAUGAAGAUGCGCAUGUGUUUGAUCGUCGGCAUCAUUGUGCUGCUCAUUGUCAUUAUUGUCCCAGCUGUGGUCGCCACCCGAUAAAUGCGGUACCUCCGUUGAAUGAGACCUCAAUUCUUUUUACUUGGAACAUUACGACAGCACAGUCUUCCCAACGUUGGAGGAAACACUUGAAAGCGAGAACAACAGCGAAUGCGAAAGCGUGAUGAGAGCUCUUUUCUGAACCUUGCUCGAGAGCGCUUACGGCUGGACGAUGGAUGGGAUGGGAUGGGGCUAACUCCUGUUACAAUAAUGCACACUGGGCUUUUCCCCUUGCCAAUUGGGCGUUCAAUAAAAUGGAUUCUGCCUUCGA
Molecule: messenger RNA, 1074 nt
Organism: Cladophialophora immunda
Lineage: Eukaryota; Fungi; Ascomycota; Eurotiomycetes; Chaetothyriales; Herpotrichiellaceae
Exons: 3
Coding region: 462-806 (114 amino acids)
Biological process (GO): vesicle fusion; vesicle-mediated transport
Cellular component (GO): plasma membrane; SNARE complex
Molecular function (GO): syntaxin binding; SNAP receptor activity
Source: RefSeq, a predicted model, not a curated record